Coccinella septempunctata (seven-spotted ladybird) is the source of this 1613-nucleotide messenger RNA. RefSeq names its product probable GH family 25 lysozyme 3. The record is from RefSeq and is a predicted model, not a curated record. The coding region runs from base 103 to 1479 and encodes 458 amino acids. NCBI's taxonomy places the organism in Eukaryota, Metazoa, Arthropoda, Insecta, Coleoptera, Coccinellidae. The transcript is spliced from 9 exons.
UGACGCAAGCGAAAAAAUGUUGAAAAUAUCGGAAAAAUGUUAACGACUGCUCCUAUAAAAGGCCCUGCAUUCGACUCUGGAAUAUAGGUACCGGUCAGCAGGAUGUUCAAACUUGCUGCACUUCUUCUGGUGUUUUAUUCCACUGCCACUCAAGGUGUCCAACUCAAAUGGCAACCCGCACCUCCCUCAGGACCCUAUCCAGGGUGCUACCGAGUCUGUAAUAACGGACAAGGAACACCGACCACUCCAAAACCGAUUGGACCAACUGGAGGAAGCUCAGUGACCACGGGUGCUCCAGCAUCCAGCGUCAGCAGCUGGUCGACAGGCUGGACCAUAACGGAAAUCAUCACCGGCGGAGGGUCAACUCACAAAGUAACCCUUCCCUCUGUAACCACCGAAAGUCCUUCGUCAACAGAAGGUGGUGCUUCAGGUACCCCAUCUACCAGCGCAAAUGAAGGUACAACCAGCGAGGAAUCCUCGGAAACGGAACCUACCCCCACGACCGAAGACAACGAGGAAUCCUCCUCACCUUCGGGAUCCACGCCUUCUGAGGAGACAGACGAGACCUCUUCAUCUGGUGGCUCUAGCACAUCCUCCGGGUCAACUGGAGGAGGUAGCACGUCAUCUGGUUCAACACCCGAUGGUUCUUCCUCUGGAUCAACUGGAGGAGGUAGCACGGCAUCUGGUUCAACACCCGACGGUUCUUCAUCUGGAUCAACUGAAGACGGUUCCGAGACAACUGAACCGACAGAGGAAAGCUCAUCGCCAGGUUCCGAAGGUACCUCUGACUCUUCUUCCGGCACUACGGGAGGAAGCGGCUUCACCGGUAGCGGAGGUACCUCCACCGAACCCUCCUCUGGAUCAACUGAGGGUGGCCCCAGCUCUGAAUCAUCUAGCUCCACUUCAGACUCUUCCAGUCCUGGAACGACAGAAGAGGAAUCGGAAUCUCCCUCAGGUACCCCAUGGGAAAGUUCCACCACAGAGGAAGAAGGUUCUUCAUCUGGCCUUACAACACCAACAGACGAAAGUUCAGGAGGCAGCACCAGCUCUCCAAUUGGAACAUCGACAGAAAGUGGUCAAUGCAUGUGUCCUUGCAGUUGUUCAUCAACAGGUGCAGGAGGUGCUUUCGCUGAUCGAAGAAAUAACAGGUAUCAUCAAGUCAAAACUCACCACGGUCAUGAAGCUAAACAUCAUGGACACCAUGAAAGUAAAUCUCAUCAGACCAAGCAUCAUGGCCACGAGGCCAAACACCACGAGGCCAAACACCACGAGGCUAAACACCACGAGGUUAAACACCACGAGGCCAAACAUCAUGAAGCCAAGCACCAUGAAGUUAAACACCACGACGCUAAACAUCAUGAAGCUAAGCACCACGAAGCGAAACAUCACGAGACGAAGCAUAACGCUCACGAAAACAAACAUCACGAGACCAAACAUCACCAAGAACAUCACGAGAAUAAACAUGCGGUUGCAGCUUAAUGUGAUACGAGAAGAUGGCUUCAGUCAAAACGACCUUAGCUAGUUACUUUGGAUAAUGAAAGACAUUGGUUAUGGGACACCAAAUGUGUUAGAACUAGGUUUAAGUUUUCAAUAAAGAUAUUUUGUUGUAAUAA